This is a messenger RNA of Dendronephthya gigantea, 2189 nucleotides long. RefSeq names its product transmembrane and coiled-coil domain protein 3-like. The coding region runs from base 269 to 2029 and encodes 586 amino acids. NCBI's taxonomy places the organism in Eukaryota, Metazoa, Cnidaria, Anthozoa, Malacalcyonacea, Nephtheidae. The record is from RefSeq and is a predicted model, not a curated record. Gene Ontology annotation, cellular component: endomembrane system. The transcript is spliced from 20 exons.
AUUAUUUCAGAAUGAGUUCAUGGUUCAUUCUCGUACAAAAAUGAGCCAUUUUGCGUUUAAAAUGCUUUUUUUUGCUAAAACCUCGCUUUCCUUCGGAUUUUGAAAGCGUGGAGAUUACUUAUGACUUCAUUAAGCAAACGAAAUCGGAUUUUAGCUGGGCAAAAGAGGAUUAAUAUGGAAAAUGCAACAGCAAUUUCAAAGUGCAGGAGCGGAAACUUAUUAGGAGACAUUGUUUAUUGUGAAUUGUAAAGACUUGUUCAGACAAGCUAUGUCUAACUCAAGAUCUAAAAAAGAAAAUCUGGACAUACCCCAGGUGAAGGUGAAUGACAAACAUGGCAGCUUUUCAUCCAUUGCCUCCUCUGACAGGAGUUAUUCACCUGCUGGUUCACCUCGUCAUGGUCGGAAGAUUUCAGGUUUCAAGAAAAUGAUUCCCUGGAGACGAAAAGACCAGGAUACUGAUCCAGAAGGAGACGAAGGAAGGGAUGAUGAUCUGGUCAGAAAGAAGAAGGUGUCCGUGGAGGUUGUUCCAAAGAAACCACCGUAUGCCGGGCGCAAAAACAGAAGUCGUUCUGUGGAUCAUUUGUUAACAGACAAGAGUUUGGCGACCAACUUCGAAGUCUCGCCCCAUUCUCUUCAUAGUGAUAUUGAGGCGAGGUUACACAGCCCAGGACGAUCGUCCAUCACUGACGAGGACAUCAGCGGGGACUCGGGGAAUGAAAACUAUGAUGUCCCGGAUGGCAUGGAUAAUACCGACAGGUUUCAAAAACUUAAACGAAAAAUUGAGAAAACGAAGGAGACGAUAAGACAACUCCAGUGCACGAUGGAUGAGAAUAUCACAGGCUACUUAGUGUCAUUUGAAGGAAAUUCUGAUCCUGAGCUCACUAAGAAAGCGUUCGAGAAAAGAAACUUGAAGUCCAACGCCGUUAUUGGUCAGCUGCAAAAGAAAUUAGAUAAAUAUCAAAAAGCGUUGAAGGAUUUAGAGACGCACGAACAAAGAGCAAAGACGCACAACACUGCUAAGGAGGUUUUCAGAGGCGUUCGGACGAGCGUCAAAGAGAUAUCAGGCGGUGUGAGGGAUGGCGUCAAAGCCGGGCUCUCAGGCGCUGUUUCAAAAUUUUACAAAAGCAACGAGAAUAUAACAGAUGCAACCCCAACGUUCUCAAAAAGCGAUUCAGAAUGUCAUGAGCUUCAGGGGGAAGACAUUGAGUCCCUCGUUGGGUAUGACGUCAGGAAAGUUCUCACUCCAAGUCCGAAAUUUGACGAAGAUAGCGUCAUUUUUGGUAGUCAAACGAGUGCUCCCACCUCCACCUCCAGAUACAGCGAUGGCGAAAAUCCACUUGAAGCAAAACUCAAUGAAUUACUCGAAGCACAAAUGGCUUUGAAAGAAACAGUCGAUAAGGCAGUGUUUGACAUCAAUGCUAUCGCAAAAUCUUUACAAGAAGAAAGAUAUAAAACACAGGAUUUAGAAUGUCAGUUUAACACACUUCGGAGUCAUUGGAAUGAUUUCUCAGAAUUGCACCAGCACGAGAACAUGCAAUUACGUCAAGACAUUCAACGCAAUGAUGAAAGUAUUGCGACAGUUGAUUAUCGUCUUGUUGAAAGAGUCGCUGAAAUUGACGAAUCAUUUGAUACUUUUGACGCAAGAAUUUCCAAAAUUGAAAACGUUCAUCAACAGCAACAAGGCCUGAAUGUCGAUGAUUAUUUUGAGCAGAAUAUUCAAGCCAAGGCCGUCCUGACGAAGUUUCUUAGUGUUGUGCUUGCUGUAGUCACGUUAUUGUUUAGUAUUUUUACUUUAAUUAUUCACGGCAUUGCUCCAUUAACUAGAACAAGGUUACGCUUGCUCAUAACGACAAUAAUAGUAGUUUUCUUAGCCAUGUGGUGGCACAAUCCAAAUCAAUACGUAAUCAGGCAUUUUCAACGAUUAAUCGUCGAUCCUACGUGCGAAAUAUUUAAUUAUCUUACGAAAAAAAUAACUGGUUUUAGAGGCGGUGAUUCUGGCAGUAGAAAACAUGGCCCCGACGUCACAUGACGUCAUAUGACGACGUCAUCAUACGUAAUUUUAUUUUAAAGAUUAGGAAAAUGUAAAAAUGUGUAAUUUUAAAUGCCAAUGGCAGGCUCAUUGUGUAUUCGUAGACGUUUAAAUUGAAACCGAAGACAAAGUAAUAUAAUAUUAUUAUGCUAUAUUAAAA